Molecule: messenger RNA, 3294 nt
Organism: Archocentrus centrarchus (flier cichlid)
Lineage: Eukaryota; Metazoa; Chordata; Actinopteri; Cichliformes; Cichlidae
Product: sodium-coupled neutral amino acid transporter 3-like
Exons: 16
Coding region: 203-1630 (475 amino acids)
Biological process (GO): L-glutamine transport; glycine transport; serine transport
Cellular component (GO): plasma membrane
Molecular function (GO): L-glutamine transmembrane transporter activity; glycine transmembrane transporter activity
Source: RefSeq, a predicted model, not a curated record
UACGCGCCAAUUGUUGCCUCCCUCCUUCCCCCAUCUUUUUUUUCUCUGUUUCUCACAGCUGAAGACGACUUCAUGGCUCUGUAAAAAGCUGAUUUUGGACCAAACAACAAAUUUGAACUUUUAUCUCGUUACUUCCUCCCUGGACUGGACACAUUCUUAUUUGUUCUAAUUGUAAUUAGAGAGCAAAAGUAAAUCAACAAAAAUGGAGCUUCAGAAGAUGAAUGGACAUAGCCAUGAAGAUAGGUUUGAUCCGAUUGAUGCCUUGGCUGAGCAGGAGGAGUUCCUCCCACAUAAACCUGGUGCAAAAAAAGAGAGCCAGUUCACAGAUUUCGAGGGAAAGACUUCAUUUGGCAUGUCCGUCUUUAACCUCAGUAAUGCCAUAAUGGGCAGUGGGAUUCUGGGACUGGCUUUUGCAAUGUCCAACACAGGGAUCAUUCUUUUUAUAAUCCUCUUGUUGUUUAUUGCUAUCCUGUCUGCAUAUUCAAUUCAUCUUCUGCUGAAAAGCGCUGGAGUUGUUGGCAUCCGAGCUUAUGAGCAGCUUGGGUAUCGGGCCUUCGGCCACCCAGGAAAAAUGUUGGCCGCUAUCGUUAUAACAGUACAUAAUAUUGGAGCCAUGUCCAGCUAUCUGUUCAUCGUAAAGUCUGAGCUUCCACUGGUUAUUCAAGCUUUUCUCGGGAAACAGGAAAACACAGGAGAGUGGUUCUUGAAUGGAAGCUACUUGAUCAUCAUAGUUAGUGUUUUCAUCAUCUUUCCUCUAGCACUCAUGAAACAUCUUGGUUACCUCGGCUAUACCAGUGGCUUCUCCCUCUCCUGCAUGGUGUUUUUUCUCAUUUCGGUGAUAUACAAGAAAUUCAACAUCCCAUGUCCACUAGAAGUCCAUCAUAACAACAUAACUAUUCCUGACCACUACAAUAUUGAUACUACAACAGAUGACUUCUGUGAGCCCAAGCUAUUUACAAUAAACUCACAGACAGCAUACACCAUCCCAAUUUUGGCUUUUGCCUUUGUCUGCCACCCAGAGGUGCUGCCAAUCUACACUGAGCUCCGAGAUCCCACCAAGAAACGCAUGCAGAAAGUUGCAAACGUCUCCAUCCUGGCCAUGUUCAUCAUGUACCUGCUGACGGCUCUUUUUGGUUACCUCACCUUUCAUGGCGCUGUGGAGUCAGAGCUGUUACACACCUAUAAUUAUGUUGACCCACUGGAUGUCCUGAUCCUCUGUGUGCGUCUGGCUGUGCUUGUAGCCGUAACUCUGACUGUCCCUGUGGUCCUCUUCCCGAUCCGCAGGGCCUUGCUUCAGAUUUUGUUCCCUGACAAGCCUUUUAGUUGGCUUAGACACGUCAGCAUUGCCCUUGGUCUCCUCUUCUUGGUCAACCUUCUUGUUAUAUUUGUCCCUUCCAUCCGUGACAUCUUUGGCAUCAUUGGAGCCACAUCUGCCCCCAGUCUAAUUUUCAUUCUACCUGGAAUUUUCUAUUUCCGAAUUGUUCCUGAAGACCAGGAACCGUUGCGGUCAAAAACUAAGAUACAGGCCUUAUGCUUUGCUGCACUGGGAUUCGUCUUUAUGAUCAUGAGUUUGUCAUUUAUUAUCAUUGACUGGGUGACUGGAGAGGCUCGAAGUGUAGGUGGGCACUAGCUGCUAUGACUGAACAGAGGUACUGCAAACAGAAUGUCAACCAAAGCCCUCCUUUUUAAAUUACCCCGAUCUUCUCAUCCAAAGCCAAACUAUAAUGUUUGACACAAGCUGAAGGAUUGAGUGAAGAACCGUCGCCUACAACAAAAAAGGAAAGUGUUGUUACAUGUAGAUAACAUUACAUGUUGGUACAUGCAGAACAGGAGAGAAAACCGAUGUGUGAAAAUCCAAAAUAAAGUGUCCUGUCUCAAUAAGUCCCGUCACAGCUCAAGCUAAGGAUGCCGUUUGGGAUCAUAUGUAGAUUGGCAGCAAAAGGUUUCAAUGGGAAAAGCAUGAAUACAGUGGAAAUCCCAUUUUAGGGUAUGAAUGUGCACAGUUUCGUGGAAUAACUCAGUCACUGUGAACAUCCUGCUGAUCUGGUUCCCAACAUCUCAGAUUUUGCAGGACUUACAUGUGUAUGUUUUGUAAUGUUUUUUCUGUGACAUUCAUUAGUUGUGGUUUCCCUUGAUUUUUGUGACUGAUGAAUCUGCCAGUACAAAGUCAGUGCAAACUCACUUGCACUGCCAAGAAGUGCAAAGUCAUUUUGCACAUUUCCCCAAACUCAUUAUUUCAUCUAAAUGUGACCGUCGAGGGUUAGUCUGCAGUUCUACGCAAAUAUUUCCUUUUGAUCAAAAUAUUUUCGGUGACUUUAACAUUGAAUUUAAUUAAUGAGUUUAAUGUGAUAUUUUAUCCAUCUUUUUUUUUUUUCUCAAUAUCAUGACUCAUCAAAGUGGUUAUUUUGAAGUUUCCCAGUGACCCAGCAAAAUAUGGUGCAAUUUGUGGGAUUUUGCUGCUGUUCGUGAAGGUCAGACAGACAAUCGUGUGUGAGAGGUGGUUUUUAAAACCAGAAACAAAGUUUUUAUGUGAGCCUGAACAGUCAUAGUUGCAAACCAAAGAAUAUAUUUAUUGUGUCACAUUAAGACAGUUUCUUUCUGUUUUUUUUUUUUUUUUUACCUUCCCUGGCAAAGACCAGUUAAAAAUUUACAUAAAUACCUCAAUGUUUAAAAAUUGUGGGUAUGUGUCAGCAGUUACAGGAACUUUUCAUUGUGUUCAAUAAUGACUUUAAAGUGGACCCAUUGUGCGUUUCAUAUGCAUAAGUGUUACAAUGUUGGUGCUUAUCCUAAACAUGGGUAGAGUAUUAAUGAGGUUAGCACAUUUCCAAGUAAUCCCUGAAAGCCAAAUGCUGAGACUUCAGACUGCUCUAAAUGUUUACUUCCUUAUUUAUGAAAGUAUUUUAAUCCUUGAACCACCUGCUGUUCAGAACUUCUAUUUACAAAAGACACCUAGUCAGAAGAAAGACUGUAUAAAUGGAUGGUGGCCUUAAAGGGAGUGGUACUACAUAGCCAGUUUCAGGCAGAGGAUGAACUGAUGGGCUGCAUUAAAGUCUACAAUAAGCUAACUAAGCAAUAUUUUUCAACUGAAGCAUGCAUUAUAUUCAUCAAACAGCAUUCUAGUAGACUGAGAUAAUAAGAAUGAGAACAAUGGGUCCCCUUUAAGUUUAAAUUAGUGAAGACCCUUUUUUUGUUUUUAAACUGACUGAAAAUCUGUUAACAGUGUCAUCCAUCCUGUACAUUUUUAAAUGAAUUUGAAUGUUCUUAACUGUCAAUAAAAUGUGAUUUGUACAUAAA